UGCACUAAGCAGGAGAGAGACAAAGAGCUGAAAAUGGCAAAAAUAGAAGCAAAAGAUCACAGAGAAGCUCGAUCUCAGUCUUCUUUAUUCCCCAUGACUAAAGCAAUGGAAGUAUCACAGCAAAGCAACCCUGAAGGCACCUUGGAUGGGAACACUAUGGACACAACUUGCAAAUAUAUUUCAAGUGAUUUACCAAGGGAGUAUAUGUCAUCCCCGGCAAAAGCAGUUAUUAAAACUACUGACGAUUAUUUGCAGCCUCAGUUUGGCCCCCACAGACUUUUGCAUUCAGCAGCAAUAUCAGGAGGGUCAGGACUUCAAGAUUGCUCCACACAUCAAACAGCAUCAGAUCACAGCCAUGAUGAAAUAUCAGACCUAGAUAGCUACAAAUCAAACAGUAAAAACAAUUCUUGUUUUAUAUCAGUAUCCAAGAGAAACAGACCUGUCAGUGCUCCAGUGGGUCAACUGAGCGUUGCAGAGUUCUCUUCUUUAAAAUUUCAGUCAGCCCAGAACUGGCAUAAAUUGUCUCAAAGACACAAACUUCAACCAAGAGUGAUUAAAGUAACAGCCUACAAAAAUGGAUCUAGAACAGUCUUUGUCAAAGUUACUGUACCAACCAUCACCUUGUUGCUGGAAGAGUGCACGGAAAAGCUGAAUCUGAACAUGGCUGCACGACGAGUGUUCUUGGCAGACGGCAAGGAAGCCCUUGAACCUGAAGAUAUACCCCAUGAAGCCGACGUUUAUGUUUCAAUGGGAGAACCCUUUUUAGAUCCAUUCAAAAAAAUUAAAGACCAUCUGUUGUUAAUGAAGAAAGUAACUUGGACAAUGAAUGGACUGAUGCUUCCUACUGAUGUCAAAAGAAGGAAAACCAAGCCUGUUUUUUCUAUUAGAAUGAAGAAACUUACUGAGAAGACCUCAGUCCGAAUUCUGUUCUUUAAGAAUGGCAUGGGGCAGGAUGGGCAGGAGAUUACAGUGGGAAAGGAAACGAAGAAAAAGGUUUUAGAUACUUGUACAAUGAGACUGAAUCUAAAUUCACCAGCCAGAUAUCUUUAUGAUCUGUAUGGCAGAAAAAUUGAAGAUAUUUCAAAAGUUCCUCUGCUUGAAAAAUGCCUGCAAAAUUCCAUCACACCUUUGCGAGGACCACUUUGGGUCUCUAAGGGAGAAGGUUUCAGCCCCUCAGGAGCUAAGAUGUACAUCCAAGGAGUUCUUUUGGCCUUGUACCAACGAUUAAAGUCUGCAAAAAAAUAUUAUAAACAGUUGACCCUGGCAGUGAAUGAACAGAAGGAGAAAAUUACAGAAAAAGUCAUUCUUUCAAUGACAGCAAAGGAACACCAUAAUGCACAAGAAGAAGUAAGCAGACUGAUUGAUGAAUUGCAGACAGCUAUCAAAAGCAACAGAGGUCAUCUCUCUAAACUUGGCCCCCAAUUACAGGCUGAGCAGGAGCAAUUCUCCUCUUAUAUCUACAAACACAUUAAAAGCCUUCCAGCAAACACUUUUAUCCCAGGAGGACUGCAGCUCAAGAUAUUUGAAAAUGGUAAAGACACUGGAGAGACCUCUGUUUAUAUCAGUAAAAAAGAUUUGGGUUCUAAUAGCCCAACUCAAACUGGAAAUAUGGAGAGAUUACUUCUCAAGAUUCAUCAAAAGCUUCAAGGGUCUUCCAUCAGCCCACCAGGCCUCAAUUUUUCUUCAAUCCAGCUUUUUGAUGAGCAUGGUCAAGAAAUUAAGAAUCCACUUUCACUGGAGAACAAGCAAAAAAUUUGGGUUUCUUAUGGUAAAGCAUACAGAUCUCCAUUAAUCCCUGUUUUGGGUUUGACCUUUGACCAAGUGACUAUGUUUGACAGAGGUGGCAUCACAGUUGCAUAUAAGACCAUUUUGGAUCCUAAUGCUGUUCUACUACAUGGAUGUGACAAUUGGGAAAUUUGUGAGGGAUUUCCAAUUAAUUUCAACUGCACCAGUCAACAGAUACCUGAUCAAUUUGAAAAAGUGGACUUGGGGAACCAUUUCCUACAGAACAAGGUGGAUCCCAACGUUGUUCUUCAUGCCUCUGUUUCUAUUGGAAAGCGGAGUUCCUCAAGUAGUGAGGUGAGCAGUGGGAGUCAGAUUGCACCAUCGACCCUGUGGCCUGCAACCAGUGCGUGGCUGAUCACAAAGACUGGAAUGAUCCUGAGCCGCGCAGUAACUCAGGGCUGCCUAGCUAGUGGUCAUCCAAUAAGAGUCAAGACCGCUGAGGGAACAUCCCUGGAAGGAUAUAAAUUAAUCCUACAGAAAAGACACAAAGGAGAUGAGUCUCAGAAGUGGGUGUUUGGAACUGAUGGCUGUAUUUAUUCUAAGGCUUAUCCUCAGUUUGUUCUGACCUACCUACAGGAGCUAAAUGCACAAGUGGAUGUGACCCAGGCAGAGUACCACAUUCACCAUGGAGCCUGGAUCACAGCUCAUCAGGAACAUAGCAGAAGCAUAGCAGAAGAGGUCCUGCAAAAAAGUGCCAGUAACCCUGGUCUGAAGCAACUGCCAGAACCCUCAGACACCCAUUUAAUGCCAGAAGGUUCUCUUGAGGAGACAAGGCAGCUGACAGUGGCACUGGUGAGGAAACUGGAAGAGAAACAUCCUAAGGCUUCUGCUCAGAGAUGGGCCAUAAAGCACGAAGGGACCAGUAAGCCAUGCCAGUGGAAACAUUCCAGAGUUGAAAAUCCCUUAUGGAACAAGCUUACCUACAUGUGGCCAGUCCUUCCCAGCGGCCAACUUAAUGAGGAGUUUGAUUGGCCAAUAGAAGGACUUCUUGUUCCAAACAGUCCUCCCAUGAAGAAACCUACGUGUAAGACACCAGAACAAUGUGUCCCUGUGAAGCUCCGAGUUUUGCCAAAUGGAGAAAAGGAUAAAAACAGAUCCCUUACUGUAAUUAGUCCGGAUAUCUCACCUGGACGGAAAAUGCAGUGCACUGAAAUUUUAAAUUUACCUUCUGCAGCUCGAAGAUUGUUCAAUGAAAAGGGGAAGGAAAUCUUUGCCCUAAAAGACCUGCAAAGAGAUGAAUUGGUGUAUGUUUCAUGUGGAGAACAUUGGAUCAAUCCUGACCUGUCCAUUGCUCAGCAAAAGAAGCAAAUCUUCCUGAGGAACCUAGCAUCAGACAUUUCCAAAAUUCAAACUUUCUGCAGCACACAUAAGGCAGAGGAGGCUCUUGUUUUAGAAGUCCAAAGUGACAUUGUGUCUGGAGGCAAGCUUGCUGUGAAUAAACCUAUAGCAAUUUUUGGAGAAGAGAAGCAAGUUAAAGAACCAGAGGAAAAGCAAAUGCCAAAAGAUGCUUCCAGUGAAAUUCUAGAUUCACAUGCAAGAGCCCAUCUCCGCAUGGAGGCUUGUCACAAACUUCUCAGGUAUGCCUGGCAGGAAACUUUGCAUGACCUUGACAAGGAUGACAGUCUUCCAAAGAAAAUGGAAGAAGAGCUCUUUGAAAAUGUGGAACCCCAGAAGAAAUACAGCUGUUCACCAAAGCAUAGUAAAUUGCAGAAGCUCUGCCAUCAGCAAUUUGAAUACAGAGAUGGACAAAUUAUAAGCCAUGCUGCUCCUCAGCUAGUCUUGGGGGUACAAGGUCCCCACCUCUGUUCAGGCACGGAAGUGCUUUUGGUGGAGAAGAAAUCUGAUGGUAGUCAUCAACGCUGGAUACACAAAGAAGACAGCAGGACCUUUCACCUGGCGAGUAACCCAGACUUUGUACUGGCCGUGUCUAUGACCAGGGCUAGAGAUGAAGUCUGUGGCUAUCCAGUUAUUGUUCAGAAAUAUAAGCCAUACAACAAUGGAACUGCCAAUCAAAAGUGGCGUUACAUAGAAAAUAUGAAAGCAUUUAUGGCUUUUUAUAGCUCUUCCCUGGAUAAGGAAAUCACAUCCGCAAAUUAUGCUGGUGUUUGUACAUCGUCUGUGAUUAAAGAAGAAAACAUUGAUCAACCAGGAUACUAUUAUCUCUCACCUGGUGGAAAAAGAAAAAUGAUGCUGUGCUUGGCUUGUGGACGAUCCAUGAGAGCAGAGAAGGGACUGAAACAGUUGCUUCCAGGGGUUCCAUUCCUCUGUGCUUCUGGCUUCAAGACCCAGAAGCCCUUCUCACGAGGGCCUUUCAAGAUCAUCAGUGUGGCCGAGGCUGAUUUAUCGUCUUAUGAGGCUGAAAAAACUCUAAGUUAUUACAAAGAACGCCUACUGUCUUUACGGAUGAAGACCUGUACACAAGCUGCACCUCACAGUGGUAUGGUAACUACGCACCAGAAGGCAGUGAAAAUAAUUGCAUACAGAAAUGGGGAUGGAUAUCAUAAUGGGAAGUUAAUUGUGGCCAGAACAUUCCCCAUGCUUCUUACAGAAUGCACGAAACAACUUGGGCUUGCCAGAGCAGCCUCCAAAUUAUAUACCAAAGACGGAACCACAAUCCUUACCUUGCGUGAUUUGGUUUUAUGGGCUGUAGAUGAAUCCUUUAUCCGGAACGACUCUGCGAAACAAAAGAAAGAUGCAGCUUCUGCUGGAACAGAAGAGAUAACUACUAAAAGCAUGGAAGAAAACCUGAGAAUGAAAGUGAAAAACAAAUUAGUUCCAAAGUCUGUGACAUCUGAUAGUUUGGAUGGUAUAGAAAACUCUUUACUCACCCCUAUCCUCAGAAAACCUACCGCUGUGUGGGUAUCUUGUGGUGAACCAUUUCUAUCUCCAAAUGCUUUGCAGAAAGCAGAAAAACUAGAGAAACAGAACUGGCUAAAAAAGGACAAAAUUUUGGCUGAUCUAGAUACCAUGAAACACAAAAUGAGACAGUUAAAAGGGCGGCGAGUAGCAGCAUGUCAGCCAGCCACCAUGGUUGCCACCAAAAGCCCUGUGCAGCCGGUGGUGGUUGAAGGAGGCUGGACUGAGCAGACUCAAGAGGAAAUUAAACUCAUGGAACUUAUAAGACAUACAGAGGCACACCUUUCUGAAGUUCAAGAACUGCAAUCCAAAAGAAAUUCUCCAGUUGCAACUAAACAUAUAGCAGUCCAGCAGAGCAGCCUCUAUAAGCAACCCAAUACAAAACGGGUAUGGAUUUACCUAAAUGGAGGCAGACCUGAAGAUGGCACUUACGCCUGGGGCAAAACUAUUUCAGAGCUGCUGGAUGACUGCUCCUCUCGGCUCAAAAUGGCCCACCCAGCCAGAACACUGUACACUCCAGAUGGAGAGCUGAUUCAGUCAUGGGAUGACAUAGAGCGGGACAUGGUUAUAUGUGUGUCUACGGGACAUGGCUUUAUAACCACAAAAGAGUUAAAACAGCUGAUGGAGGUCAGAGCAAAUUAUGCCAGAAUCCGAAGGCAGCAGGGUCCUCAAGCCACAGACAUCGUGGUGUCUCCAUCUGUGAAGGUGCUCUCUCUGGUACAUCUACACAAUUGA
Molecule: messenger RNA, 5376 nt
Organism: Cynocephalus volans (Philippine flying lemur)
Lineage: Eukaryota; Metazoa; Chordata; Mammalia; Dermoptera; Cynocephalidae
Gene: DCDC1
Product: doublecortin domain containing 1
Exons: 37
Coding region: 34-5376 (1780 amino acids)
Biological process (GO): regulation of mitotic cytokinesis; intracellular signal transduction
Cellular component (GO): midbody
Molecular function (GO): microtubule binding
Source: RefSeq, a predicted model, not a curated record